AUGUUCCCGAUAACCGACUAUCGCAUUACCAAAGAAUUCAGCAAAUUGUACAACACUUUUGAAAGCAUAGGCGAUUUGGUACUACUAAAGAACGAGAAUACUCCACCCAUGUGUUGGCCUUUAGGAAGGAUUACACAACUACAUCCUGGUGACGAUGAGGUUGUGAGUGUAGCGAGUGUUCAAACGACAAACGGUGUUGUGAAACGCGCAAUCACAAAAAUAUGUAAACUUCCGCUAGAAGUUACUGAUAAAGAUGAUGGUGCUGUAGAUGGUGGCGAUGUAGAUAAUGGCGAUGUAGAUGAUGGUGAUGUAGAUUAUGGUGGUAUAAAUGAUGGUGGUGUAGAUGUAGAUGAUGUCGAUGAUGGCGAUAUAGACGUAGAUGAGGGUGAUGUAGAUGAUGACGAUGUGGAUGAUAGUAAUGUAGAUGAUGAUUAUGGUGAUGUAGAUGAUGCUGAUGUAGAUCAUGGCGAUAUAGAUAACAGUGAUGUAGAUGAUGACGAUGUAGAUGUUGAUGAUGGAGAUGUAGAUGAUGGUGAUGUAGAUAAUAGCGAUGCAGAUUAUGGUGAUGUUGAUGAUGGUAAUGUAGAUGACGGUGCUGUAGAUGAUGAUGCAAUUAUGGUGAUGUAG
This is a messenger RNA of Anoplophora glabripennis (Asian longhorned beetle), 627 nucleotides long. RefSeq names its product aspartate and glycine-rich protein-like. Bases 1 to 627 code for a protein of 208 amino acids. The record is from RefSeq and is a predicted model, not a curated record. The transcript has 4 exons. Lineage: Eukaryota; Metazoa; Arthropoda; Insecta; Coleoptera; Cerambycidae.